Aureobasidium uvarum is the source of this 471-nucleotide messenger RNA. NCBI's taxonomy places the organism in Eukaryota, Fungi, Ascomycota, Dothideomycetes, Dothideales, Saccotheciaceae. The record is from the annotation of a GenBank genome assembly.
AUGGAGUACGUUUCGUGGAUGAAUGUUAUGGCGUACGAUCUGCAUGGUGUAUGGGAUGGAACCAAUCCCAUCGGAAGCCACGUCUAUGCCCACACGAACCUGACUGAAAUCGAUCAAGCCAUGGAUCUCUUCUGGCGCAACGAUGUCGACCCCAAGAAAAUCAAUCUCGGUAUCGGAUUCUAUGGACGUUCCUUCCAGCUUGCGGACUCAGGCUGUUGGAAGCCGGGAUGCACUUUCAAGGGCGGUGCGUCCGAAGGAGCAUGCACCAAGAAUUCAGGCACAUUAUCCUAUAAAGAGAUCAUGCAAAUCAUCGACCAACACAAUCUGACGCCUUAUCAUGACAAAGAAGCUGCUGUCAAAUACGUCACCUGGAACGAAGAUCAAUGGGUAUCUUAUGAUGACCAGGAAACAUUCCAGCAGAAGAUUCAGUAUGCGAACAAACUUGGACUCGGUGGUAUGCUCGUCUGGUAA